Xyrauchen texanus (razorback sucker) is the source of this 750-nucleotide messenger RNA. RefSeq lists its product as uncharacterized. Gene Ontology annotation, cellular component: nucleus; transcription regulator complex. Lineage: Eukaryota; Metazoa; Chordata; Actinopteri; Cypriniformes; Catostomidae. Bases 1 to 750 code for a protein of 249 amino acids. The record is from RefSeq and is a predicted model, not a curated record. Gene Ontology annotation, biological process: regulation of transcription by RNA polymerase II. The transcript is spliced from 5 exons.
AUGGAGGAAAAAUUAAUUCUUGCUGUAAGCAGUCACCCAGAAUUGUACGAUUCCACUUCAUAUUUUAACAGAGACAGGAACAAAAAGGACCUCGCUUGGAAGAGGGUCAGUGAGGAGAUUGGGCAACCUGAGGACUUUUGCAGAAAAAAGUGGAAGAGCCUCAGGGACACAUAUCUGAAGGAGAAGAGGAAGGAGAUGGACAAGAGGAGUGGGUCAGCAGCAGGGUCUGGGAAGAGGUGGAAGUACUCUCAGAUCUUGGGAUUCCUCGACCCCUUCGUCACCCCACGGGAGACUAGUGGUAACAUGGAGGGGGUCGAGGCCCGGAUCAGAGAGGACAACCACCUCGAGGACCAGGGACAGCCUGGAGAAACGGCGUGGGAGACAGAGACUGAGGAAAAUGAUCAGAGGGGGGAAGAGGAUAUUCUGAGAUCCCUUGCCUCUUCUCCUGUCUCCCCAGUCCCUGGUCCCUCAGCCCCUGCUGCUGAACUCACAGGCCAACAGAGGAGGAGAGCCCGAUGGCGGCCCCGUGAGCGGUCCCGGGAUGGUCCGUCAGAGGUGGAGCAGACACUGUUGGAGCUUCUGACACAACCUCCAGCGCGACCUCCAACCCCACCGCCACGCUCCGCUGAUGAGUGCCUCUCUCCCCUCCGAACACCUCAGAAAGUUGUGGAGAAGACACGUCGCCUUCACACACUUCUCCGCAACUUCUGGGUGGACCUCGAUGAGGCGGCGGUACAUCCUCCAUUGUGA